Molecule: messenger RNA, 1038 nt
Organism: Dentiscutata heterogama
Lineage: Eukaryota; Fungi; Glomeromycota; Glomeromycetes; Diversisporales; Gigasporaceae
Source: the annotation of a GenBank genome assembly
AUGGCCGACAAACAACCUAGCCGCGGAAUGGUCGCUUUUUCAGUCACUUUCUAUAUCACUACGGCAUUGAUAAUGGUAUUCGUGAACAAGUGGGUACUGAAUAGCGUCGAUUUACCCUUUUCUUUACUUUGGUUCCAAGUUACUUUUGCGGUAAUUCUUUUACACAUCUCGGCAGCUUUUGGUCUCUUUAGAUUGCCAGUAGUGCAAAAGGAUAUAUGCGUUGGUCUAUUGCCACUUGUCCUCAUCAAUGUUUUGGGAUUAAGUUUUAAUACAGUAUGUCUACAAUAUGUAGAUGCCAGUUUUUAUCAGGUUGCUCGUGCACUAGUGCUUCCCUUUACAGUUUUAUUUUCUUAUAUAUUUCUUAACCAAAGAUCAUCAUUGAUGGUUCUCUUGUCAUGCUUUAUUGUCUGUGCGGGAUUCUUUGUUGGUGUGUCUUCAGAGCGUUUAACACUAUCUAUGCUUGGAGUCUUUUUUGGAAUAUGUUCUUCUGUUUCUACAGCUUUGCACGCGAUUGUUAUAAAGAAGAGUUUAGAUAUUGUUAAAGGCAAUACUAUGGAGUUGGUUUAUUAUAACAAUCUUUUGAGUGCUAUCGCAUUUAUACCUGUAAUCUUACUAGCGGGAGAACAUGAUGAUAUUUUCAUGCUAUUUUCUGACUCGAAUCCUACUAGUGAAAGUAAAUCCUCUGCUAGAACUUUUUUCAUCGGUAUUUUUGUUACGGGACUCUUCGGCUUUUUGAUAAACAUCGCGGGAUUUCUCCAAAUCAAAGUCACAUCACCCGUGACACACAUGAUUUCAUCCGCAUUCCGUGGCGUUGUUCAGACCAUACUUGGUGCACUUUUAUUCGCAGAAAUUUUGACUAGUGGUCGUGUUGGUGGUAUAUUUAUAAUCCUUUUAGGAAGUUGUUUAUACACAUGGUCCAAGGAUCAGGAGAAUAAGAGACUGAAAGAAUUUCAAACUUUUGAGAGAUUAGAAAAAGGAGAAUCCAACGAGAAUGAAAAUUUUAAUAUAGGUGGAAAUAAUGAGAAAGAAAAUGUGUAA